AACCUGUGUCACGGGAGAUGAGGGGACCGGGCGAGAUGGUGUGGAUGUUAGUGAUGGGGUGACAAGGAGUGGGGUCUGUGGUGGAGUGAGGAUUAUAAACCCCACAAGGAGGGUAGCCUGUCACUGCAUGGUGAGGGAAAGCCCCACAUAGCCUGCUUUUUCUGAGAAACACAGAUGAUCGUAUCAAAAUGCACUGAUUGGAACGUGUUGCCAAAUCCAAAACAUUCUGUGGCCAAAGAGGUCACACUUGAGGGCUGAAUGCAGCCCUGGCCUGGUCAUGUGACACAGGUGACCAGGUUCAUGACCAGACUGAAGGAGACGGGCUGCAACAGUGAGCUAGAGUGGGCCCUCUCCCAAGCCUGCCCUCUGCCUUGUCCUGCUAAAUCUCUCUUCUGUCCUGUGACACAGUUUAGGCAGGGAUCUGGUGACCACCAGGUCACCUCUGAUAGAGGCCAUGUGUGUUGGGUGUAAAGUGCCACUGUGGUCGAGGUUAGGGCCUUGCAGUCUCUGAUCCUCAUCAGCCACCAAGGGGAGCUUGGACAGGGGAAAGUGGCCUGGGGCUGGGCUUGGGAGGACAAGUGCCAGGCUGCCUUGGUGGUUGGGGGCAGCUGAGCAAUGCUCUUGGUGGGGCCUGAAUGUGAGAGCUUGAGGGACCCUCAGGGAUUUGGCAUAAGUGGCUCCAGAACAGUCCCUGGACCCCUGGAGCCUUUCAGUGCAGGGCUGUAAGCAGGGUGGCCCUCCUGGUUCUCCUUGACCGUCCUGUCAGCUUCCCACCUGCUGGGGUCCUAGCAGGAAGGCUGAUUGCUCUGGGUUCCUGGUGUUGGCCUCUUGGGUGGGUUGGAUGCUCUGGACAUCUGGAUUCUAACAUUCCUUUUCCACCCUUCCCCAGGCCCAGAGGGCCCAGCAGGGGACCAUGUGGGAGGAAGGGGAGAUAGAGGCCAUCGAGGGCCUGGUGACUCCCCAGCUAGGCCCUGAGGCUCCAGCCUGUAGGUCUGAAGGGGAUGUUGAUGAGCAUGGCCCUGCUCUGUGAGAUGCCCAUUCACUUCCAACCUCCCAGUGGCAUGGGACACAGCAAGGUCCUGGCCACAUGCAGGUUUCCAUGGGGGCCACAGAACUUGGGCCCAAGUUGGCAGCCACACCCUUUCCUCCCAAUGAAGCUCAUGUGUGUCUGCUGUCCUCACUUCCUGCCUGGAAGACUGACAGUAACCAACUCAAUCAUCAUCAGACAACAGUGAUAACAACCCCUCCCUGCCCCAACAGCUCUCCAGGCAUCACUUCUCGGUCCUUCCCAUGCUAGGUAAGAGCUUACACAGGAUUAUUGGCUAGGAAGUGGUCAAAACAGACGUCAGCUAGUCCUGAUCAUCCGCCAGGGCCCACGCUUCUGGCCCUCCAUCCUGCCUCUCUGUGCUUCCUGUUCUCCAGUCUGCAGGGGAAGGUCAGCUCCUGUCUCUGGCCCCAGCAGGUAUGGGCUCGAGUCCAGCUGUGUUCCGAUCAGCUACUAUCAGAAUCCUUGACCUCAUCCUUGUAGCCAGACUGCUCAGCUUGUCAAAGGUCAUCUAAUCCCGACACAGCCCUAGGAGGCAGCUGUCACUGUCACUGGUCUGUAGAGAAAUGAGAGUCAGAGAGGCCCCCAGCUCCUUAGAGCAGUUGGCUGUGGGAGGGUCGCUGGGAGCUCAGUCUGGCUCCCUCUGCAGAUGGUCUCUGCACGGUGAGGCUCAGAGCACCACCCAGUUCCCCACACUUACCUUUCACAAUCCAAUGGAUGGUGCCACUGAGCAGGAAGAAAUAAGCCACAGGAAGAGGCGUGGGGAAGCCAGGGGAAAGACAGGCAGCUGGACAGAGUAUGAGACUAGAGGACCUGAGAGCCACACAGUUCUGCCUGCCACGGAUGGAGAUACCCAGGGAUCUGCGGGUGCUGCUCCUCCUCCUCCUGGCCUCAAGCCUCGCAAUCACCGCGUCUGAUGACUUGACAGUGCCACGGCUCCCAACAAAUGGUCAGGAAGAUGAUGGGGUGAGGUCCACUGGUGCACCAGAAAAGGAAACCCCAAGAGAUGCCUGCAAGAGCCUCCCCAACAAGCCACACCCAUCUGACCCCUUCUACUUGGAUGACACCGCCCAGUGCUUUGCCAAGUGCAGGCAGGGAGGGAGCAGUGACUCCUGUGUUCCCGGAAACCUGGAGAGGCACUGGCUGUACUAUGAGUCCUAUCUGGUGGAAAACUCAGUGGGGACUGUGGACAGGCCUUUUGUGAAGUCUCUAGUACAGGACAUCAGCACUGACACCUCAGAAGACCUGCUCUUUUCUCUGAAGCGCUCUCAGAUCCCAAGGCAGGUGAUGAAGGAUGAGGAGAAGCCCUCCGACAGACUCUGGUUUCCCAAGAGCUUCUUUGGAUCCUUGCCAGGCAACAGGCCAAUGGUGCGCUUGGCUAUAACUGUUCUAGACAUCGGUUCAGGAAACGUCUUCAAGGGCCCCAGGCUCCUCCAGGAGGAGGGUAGCAGUGUGCUGAACAACCAUGUGGUGGGCUUGAGUGUGGGCCAAAUGCCUGUCACUGGGCUGUCGGAACCUCUGGAGAUCACCCUCUCCCACCCUCGUCACCCUUCUAACAUGACCCUCACCUGUGUGUUCUGGGAUGUGACUAAAGGGCCCACAGGAGACUGGGCCUCCAGGGGCUGCUCCACCCAGCUGGGAGCUGAGCAGACUGUGUGCCGCUGUGACCACCUGACCUUCUUCGCCCUGCUGCUGAGGCCAAUGUUGGACAGGGCCACCGUGGCGAUCCUUACACGCAUCUCCCAGGCAGGCUGCGGGGCGUCCAUGAUAUUCCUCACUUUCACCAUCGUUCUCUACAUCACUCUCAGGCCAGCACCCUGGAGUGAGUGGUAUCGCCCCACCCUCCCCACUCUGAGCCCUGGCCUACGACACUGUCCCCACCCCCAACAAGCUGAGCACCACUUGCCAACUGGCUGCGUUGCUGGACCCUGUGAACUGGGCUUGGAGCACCAGGAGGAAAUGUCACCAGCUCCCAAGGGUGGGGGCUGGCAUCUCAGGCUCUCUCUGCAGAGGUUCAAGUCGGAAGACGCUCCCAAGAUCCACUUGUCCCUAAGCUGUAGCCUGUUCCUGCUGAACCUCGCCUUCUUGAUCAGUGUGGGGAGCGGUUCACAGGGGUCCAGUGCCACCUGCUGGGUCCGGGCUGCUGUGUUCCACUACUUCCUGCUCUGCACCUUCACCUGGAUGGGCCUGGAAGCCUUGCAUCUCUACCUGCUGUCCAUCAGGGUCUUCAACACCUACUUCGGCCACUACUUCCUGAAGCUGAGCCUGGCCGGCUGGGGUCUGCCCACCCUAGUAGUCAUUGGUAUGGGGAGUGCCGGUAGCUAUGGCGUUUAUGCUAUCCGUGACCAGGAGAACCGCACAGCACUGGAGCUGUGUUGGAUCCAGAAAGAACCUGCCCUCUAUGUCACUGUCCAUGGCUACUUCCUCAUCACCUUCCUCUUUGGUGCUGUGGUGCUGGCCCUGGUAGCCUGGAAGAUCUUUACUCUGCCCAGUGUAACAGCGAACAAGCAGCAGGGACAGAACUGGAAGGCUGUUAUCACCGUGCUGGGCCUCUCAAGUCUGGUGGGCAUGACCUGGGGGCUGGCCAUCCUCACACCACUAGGCCUGUCCACCAUUUAUAUAUUUGCCUUCUUCAACUCCCUACAAGGUGUCUUCAUCUUCUGCUGGUUCACCGUCCUCUACUUCCCGAGGCGGAGCUCCACAUCUUCCUUGUCUGGCACCGCCCAACUGGACCAAGCCCAGUCCACACUGAACCAGUAGGAGGAAGCACAGCCCGGCUCUCUCGGCUCUCUCGUCAGUUCUGGCUCUCCGCGUGGCCUCAGGGGCUCUCUGCUCUGUUCCAGGCCUUAGCUGCCUUCUUCAUAUAUUGUGGCUGCAGAGGGAGAUGACAGAGAUGAGGUUGGACCAUGUGGCCUCGCAUGUCCCAUCCAGACACGUCUGUGGGCUUGAGAGUCACACAUUUGGGCUGGCAGGAGGCUGCAGUUCCUGUGGCCCCACCAGCAAAGAACAUUGCCAUCACCUCCUUCCCUGUGUGCAUAGCAAAGCGCUCUGGUUCUUUACCAUUCCCACCUGCUGCUCUCAGCAGGAACCUGAACCCAAAGAGCGGAGUGUGGCUUACACAGCCCCUUGAAGGGGCACUCAGCCUCUUCCUCUUUUCUCCCUAUCACUAGUCUGCCCUCUGGCUGCCUGUCCCCCAAUGAAUGUUCAGAAGGUCAUUGUCCCUGGGCACCAGGGAGUUAUAAGCUAGAAGUUAGUUUUGGGAGUAGGCUGGUCUUAGUCUCUGCCCACCCACCAGUGCCCAUUCUCACGGGAGAAAUCCUACCAUUCAAGCAGCUGUCAGCCUUCAGGGUCCUGGGGUCAAUGGUUUUCAGAGUUUGCUUCCUAGUACAUGCAUUCUCUGAAGUGUAUGUGCCACCAACUGCCAACGGGGUGGCUGGACCUCUGAUCUGCUGUCAUCACAUCCAAUCAGUGUGUGGGGUUGAGGGGUUAAGCAGGGAGAGGGCUUGCUAGGCAGAGAGUGGACAUCUCCUCCUGAGCAGGGACCUGGGCAGCCUCACUCACCACUCCAGCCCAGGGCUGGCCAUGUCAAGCCAAAUUGUCACAAUGUUUGAAUAAAUACUCAUAUUUGCUGGCUGA
Messenger RNA from Cavia porcellus (domestic guinea pig), 4681 nucleotides. RefSeq names its product adhesion G protein-coupled receptor G3 (gene Adgrg3). The record is from RefSeq and is a predicted model, not a curated record. Lineage: Eukaryota; Metazoa; Chordata; Mammalia; Rodentia; Caviidae. Gene Ontology annotation, cellular component: plasma membrane. The transcript has 14 exons. Gene Ontology annotation, molecular function: heparin binding; G protein-coupled receptor activity. The coding region runs from base 1844 to 3805 and encodes 653 amino acids. Gene Ontology annotation, biological process: adenylate cyclase-activating G protein-coupled receptor signaling pathway; cell surface receptor signaling pathway.